AUGCCAAAACUUUUAAAUCUUUCUAUUCAUCUUCAAAAUCCUUUAUCAGAAGUUGGUAUUUUAAUUAAUAAAUGUAAUAUUGUUAAAAAUCUUUUUAUUUUUGUAUAUCUUAAACAUGAUGAAGGUUUUAUUGAAGAAAAUUGGAAAAAUUUAUUAGUUGCAUCAAAAAAUAUUACAACAUUUACAUUUUCUAUAUAUGCUUUAUGUGAUUGUCAUAAUAAUGAUUGUUUUUAUUAUACAACUAUUCCACAAUAUAUUUAUAAUAAUGGAUCAAAAUUAAUGAAAAUUAAUGGUAAAGAAAAAUUUAAAUUAGAAUAUUUAACAAUAUUAAAUAUUAAUCAUAAAAUUAAAUGUAAAGUAUGUAAAUCAUAUUUAUCAUAUAUAGAUCGUAGAUGUUUUGUAUCCCCAGAAAGUAUAAUUACACUGGAACGUAAAACUCAAAAAAUAAUAUGCCUUCGAACUUCUCAAAUUUCUAAUAUAUUUUAA
Molecule: messenger RNA, 486 nt
Organism: Strongyloides ratti
Lineage: Eukaryota; Metazoa; Nematoda; Chromadorea; Rhabditida; Strongyloididae
Exons: 1
Coding region: 1-486 (161 amino acids)
Source: RefSeq, a predicted model, not a curated record